AUGUCCAGAGUCAUCCUCAUCCAGCACAUAAACAUUCAGGUCAGCGACCGGGAGAAGACUCGAAAGUUCUACGAGGAUGUUCUUGGCGCCGAGUACCUGGAUCGUGGUCCGGAACUCAACGCGCGGCAGCUUCAGCUGCGCAUCGGCAACGGCGAGAUUCACACCACCGACUCGCGUAAUCCGACUCCGGUGCCUUCAGUGCAUUUCGCGGUGGAAAUCAACGACUGGGACGAACUGAUUGAAAACCUGGAGCAGUUGGAGAUUCCCUACACUACCACGCCGGGGCGGCGGAACGAGACAGAAAAUUCCUUUGGCCACCGGGAAUAUAGCAAUGGUUGUCACACCUACAUCCACGACCCCGACGGCAACAUGAUUGAGUUGGUCCAGCAUCCCAUGGGCAUUGAGGAUGCCGACGGCAACAAGAUAGACAUGCAGCACUAUGACGAAAGUCCCCAGUGGCGCCGUCUCCCGCAGUACAAUUCAGUGCCCGCCUAG
Messenger RNA from Geodia barretti, 495 nucleotides. The record is from the annotation of a GenBank genome assembly. NCBI's taxonomy places the organism in Eukaryota, Metazoa, Porifera, Demospongiae, Tetractinellida, Geodiidae.